AUGCGCCGCCUCCCGUCUGCGUCAAUCGCUGCACCAGCCAUCGCGGCAGCGCUCACCAAUCUGCUGCUCGCCGUGAGUACUGCCGACCAGUCUGCCAGUUCGGCAGCCGUUCUCGACUGGCUCUGCCCAUCCGCCGCCUUGCUGGCCGCCUCACAGGCAACCAAGAGCAACGGGCGGACGACCGCGGCAUCGCGCAGCGCCGUUCGCGACGCAGAGAGCUUGGCGCUUUCGGUUCCUGUGUCAAUCACAGCCAAUGGGCUUGCGCUUGGCGCCACAAGCCUCGCGUCCGCAGCCGGCGCCUCGAGCAACAUCCACCUGCUGUGCUGGGGUCUCACCUGGUGCGGCGUGACCCCCGCCAUGCUCCUCGGGCGAGCCGCCUUUGCAUCCGACUCAUACCGCUACCUCGACCCGGCUGCCGACCAUCGGCUCUGGUCGGCACCGGGCAGGAUGCUGCACCAAGCGCCGUCCUCGUGUAGCCGCGGACGCGUUGAGGCGAUCGCCAACGAGUACCUGAAGGUCAUGGCCGCGGCCUCGAUCUCAGCCCUCGGCGAACGGUGUGUGGGCGUCAAAGACGCGCACCCGCCUCGAGUGCUCCUUCUCGGCCUUGGCGGCGGCACGCUCUUGGCUCUGCUCGCGUCUCUGUAUCGCGGCGCCGAGUUCAGAGCAGUCGAGCUCGACGCGGCCGUGCUCGAGGCGGCCAAGCGGUACCUUGGACUUUCCGAGGCCGUCGUAUCCCCCGCCUCGCUGACCUGUGGCGACGCGGUGGAGUUUGUCCGGCAUCGGGCGGAGCCGUAUGACGUGAUCCUCGUGGACGCGUUUGGGAGCGACAACGCGACGCCGCCAGCCUUCUACGGCGAUGCCUUCCUGCGCGACUGCCGCGCGCUGCUCGCCCCGGGCGGCACACUGGUACACAACUUCCACACUGGGAGCGCUGCCCUGGACACCGCCUUUGCCGCGGCGACAGCCAGCUACAAGCGCGCCUUUGCGGGGCGCGCUGCCGCAGUCCCGGUGUCAGGCCAGGGCAACACGAUUCUGGUCGCGAGCGCGGCUCCGAGCGACACGCCGCUCGCCGCCGACGCGCAGGCGUCGGCCGCAGCAGAGGCGGAGGGUCACUGGGGUGGUGCGACCGACACUAUUGCAACCGACACGACCCGCUUCUGCGCCUCCUGGUCCUGCCUGCCGAACGCCGCGCGCCGCCAGACGCAGUCGACCUCUUCGCGCAAGCUGCUUCGCUUCAACCCGGCCAGGCGGCCGGACGUGCGCGCCUGCCUCCGCCACGCGUGGAUGGCCGACUUCACCACCGGCGACGAGCAGACCUGCCCCGCGGCGCUCCAGGUGCCUAUCGACGACGACACAAAGUUCUCCGUGUCCGAUUACCGCGACCGCCUCUACAAGGACGUCGUCGCGCGGCGCAAGGACCGCGCCGCCCGGAUGGCCGCCUACUUCCCCAAGGCGAGGGACAGCGCGAGCGCCUCGCGCGCGUCCACGGCGGAGCCGGGCCCGAAAAGCGCGCGCUGA
This is a messenger RNA of Emiliania huxleyi CCMP1516, 1518 nucleotides long. RefSeq lists its product as hypothetical. The transcript is spliced from 7 exons. The coding region runs from base 1 to 1518 and encodes 505 amino acids. The record is from RefSeq and is a predicted model, not a curated record. NCBI's taxonomy places the organism in Eukaryota, Haptophyta, Isochrysidales, Noelaerhabdaceae. Gene Ontology annotation, biological process: polyamine biosynthetic process.